AUGGCUGCACCCGGACCCCACCAAACACCACAGGACGAUGACCCCGCCUCGAAGCACAGGAAGCAGCAAAAUAAUGCAGACUCGGCCAGUAACAAUGCAAGCACAAAUGGCAACCCUUUCCCUGAAUACGCCCGCCGUACUGCAGAAAAGCUGCCCCCACCUACUUUCAUAAUUCUGGCUCUCCUCUUCGGCUUGUACAUAAUUUUUUCGUCUAGCCAACAAAACCAGCGGUCAGCGGCAGACAUUUCUUCUCCUGUUGUCCCCUCCGUUGUCACAACCACAAUUUACCAACAACACAUCCCUUCUCCCACCGAAGUCGUCGUUGAUCAAUCACCCAAAAUGUCUACCGAGCAGACCUUCAUUGCCAUCAAGCCUGACGGCGUUCAGCGCGGCCUCAUCGGCCCCAUCGUCUCUCGCUUCGAGAGCCGUGGCUUCAAGCUUGUUGCCAUCAAGCUCGUCACCCCCGGCAAGGAGCACCUUGAGGCUCACUACGCCGACCUCAAGGACAAGGCCUUCUUCCCCGGUCUGAUCAACUACAUGCUUUCUGGCCCCAUCUGCGCCAUGAUCUGGGAGGGCCGUGACGCCGUCAAGACCGGCCGUGUCAUCCUCGGUGCCACCAACCCCCUUGCCUCUGCCCCCGGCACCAUCCGUGGCGACUACGCCAUCGACGUCGGCCGCAACGUCUGCCACGGCUCUGACUCCGUCGAGAACGCCAAGAAGGAGAUUGCCCUCUGGUUCAAGGACGGUGAGGCCGUUCAGUGGAAGACUGCCCAGUUCGACUGGAUCUACGAGAAGGCUUAG
This is a messenger RNA of Colletotrichum truncatum, 801 nucleotides long. RefSeq names its product nucleoside diphosphate kinase. The record is from RefSeq and is a predicted model, not a curated record. Gene Ontology annotation, molecular function: nucleoside diphosphate kinase activity. NCBI's taxonomy places the organism in Eukaryota, Fungi, Ascomycota, Sordariomycetes, Glomerellales, Glomerellaceae. Gene Ontology annotation, biological process: CTP biosynthetic process; UTP biosynthetic process; GTP biosynthetic process.